AUGCACAUCUCAGCCAAGUCCGUACUUGGCCUCGUCACCUUUGGCUUGCUCUCAGUAGCAAAUGCAUCGGUCGACGAUUCUGAAAGCAUGGUCCCUCGCACGUUCGCCAACGCCGACGGCACAACUUCAACAAUACGCAUGAACCGCAACAUCAGAUUCACCCAGGGAUCAGAAGGCACCCGACCAGUCCGCCUAUCCAAACGGUUUCCCUUCUCUUCCGGCAGAGAUGAGUGGUGUGGAGAGCUGGCCGAGGACCCAUCGACGGACUUUUCAGCUUCCGCGCCUUUGGCAGCAGACUGCCAGGCGCUUGCGAGCUCUCUCAGUAGUCAGAACGGAUUUUGGACUUUGCAGCCUGGGGAUUUCUCUUCCAAUGGAUGGGCUACUGUAGUGAGCUCGGGAACAUGCAGCUUUGCCGUCAGAUAUGCCGACUCUGGCAGUGCGGCUAGCCCCAUGAACGUUGGCACGAACGACAUCCGCUUCUACACGACGAGAUACGGUGUUAUGGCACGGAACGGGAAGCUGGGAUUGCAAGGGACUGUGCAGUGUUACAAUGACCAGAAGAUGUUGUUUGUUACUUGGGGAUUAAUUCACAGCUGA
This is a messenger RNA of Colletotrichum godetiae, 597 nucleotides long. RefSeq names its product putative necrosis-inducing factor-domain-containing protein. Lineage: Eukaryota; Fungi; Ascomycota; Sordariomycetes; Glomerellales; Glomerellaceae. The transcript has a single exon. The record is from RefSeq and is a predicted model, not a curated record. The coding region runs from base 1 to 597 and encodes 198 amino acids.